Rhodamnia argentea is the source of this 3224-nucleotide messenger RNA. RefSeq names its product probably inactive leucine-rich repeat receptor-like protein kinase IMK2. Gene Ontology annotation, molecular function: protein kinase activity; protein binding; ATP binding. The record is from RefSeq and is a predicted model, not a curated record. Bases 620 to 3004 code for a protein of 794 amino acids. Lineage: Eukaryota; Viridiplantae; Streptophyta; Magnoliopsida; Myrtales; Myrtaceae. Gene Ontology annotation, biological process: protein phosphorylation. The transcript has 3 exons.
AGGGUCUAACGUUACCGUGUCUGGAAACCCGAUCCACCCUGUUAAGACCAUGUUUGGGUCGGGCGGGUCAAACGAAACCAGCAAAAGGCCGACCCGGAAUAUAGCCGUUGAUGGGGAUUUUGGGACGAAGCAGCAGCUCCAAAGGUCAACAAGACCUGGUCUUCCGAGUCCCAACAUGACCGUUCGCAUAAAUAUGCACAAAUUCACGUGUCCCUGGCGCAGUGAGAAAGUAGCCGUUGGAGGGUGGGUAUGGGCGGGGGCCCUUUCAGUUGGAGAGAAAUAGUUGUUUCCGGCAACCUAGACACGCGCGCGCACCUCUCUCUCACGUGCUCUGUCAGACCUCCUCCCCACCCCCCAACGAGCAGCGACCCCUCUCUCUCUCUCUCUGCUUUCUCAAAUACUCCUUUGUCGCUUCUCUUCUGCGCUUUCAUGUCGUUCUAAAGAAACUCGCUCUGCUUCUUUUUUCCCAUCAAGAAAAACUUUGUGAAAAGAGAGACGAAAAGGGGAUUGGUGGGGUUGAAGGAAUCCUAGAAAGAUUUAGAAACUUCCACGUUCAAAUUUGUUUCUCAGCUCUUUCUCAAUCCCCUCCUCCUUGCGCUCGCCUCCAAUCUUCCUGCUCAUGGAACGCGAGUGCUCUCGACAUGAUUACGCCCGGUUCUUGCUCUCCUUCCUCCUGCUUGCCGUCCCGUCCUCCGCCGCCGCCCAUCCGCGGCACGUCCAGUGGGACGGCGUGGUCGUGACGCAGGCCGACUACCAGGCCCUCCGGGCCAUCAAGCACGAGCUCAUCGACUCCCUCGGCGUCCUCCGCAGCUGGAACGACAGCGGCUACGGCGCGUGCUCCGGCGGCUGGGCGGGCAUUAAGUGCGUCAAGGGCCAGGUCAUCGCUGUGCAGCUCCCUUGGAAGGGCCUCGGCGGCCGGGUCUCCGAGAAGAUCGGGCAGCUCCGGGCACUCCGGAAGCUCAGCCUCCACGACAACCUCCUCGCCGGCACCGUCCCUUUCUCCCUCGGGUUCCUCCCCGACCUCCGAGGGGUCUAUCUGUUCAACAACCGACUCUCGGGGACUAUCCCUCCUUCCAUCGGUAACUGUCCUCUCCUUCAGGCUCUCGACUUGAGCAAUAAUUUGCUAUCGGGGACGAUUCCCCCGAGCCUCGCCAACUCCACCAAGUUGCUGCGGCUCAAUUUGAGCUUCAAUUCCAUCUCUGGGCCGAUCCCGAGCGUCGUCAGUCGGUCUGCUGCUAUCGCCAUUCUUGCUCUUGACCACAACAACAUCUCUGGACCGAUCCCGGCCUCCAUCACCAAGUUGGGUACACUUAAAAUACUCUCUCUGAGCCACAACCAGAUUGGAAGAACCAUACCAAGUGACAUAGGGGAGCUUUCUGAACUCGAGGAAUUGGACUUGUCAUUCAAUGCCAUCAAUGGAAGCUUGCCCUCCAGCCUCUUCAACAUAUCGUCUCUUGCGGUGCUGGACUUAGAGGGAAAUCGCCUCGACAGCGAAAUCCCAGAGAAUUUGAGCGUGUUGCGGAACCUUUCUGAGCUCAAUUUGAAGAACAAUCACUUCAAGGGGCCAAUACCUUCGAGCAUCGGUAACUUCUCCAGCAUUGUCCGGCUCGAUCUCUCUGAGAAUAACUUCACCGGCCAAAUCCCGGCUUCGCUGGUCAGUUUGCCCAAUCUCACUUCCUUCAAUGUGUCCUACAACAACCUCUCUGGUGCCGUCCCCACCGCUCUCUCCAGGAGGUUCAACUCGAGCUCCUUUGUGGGGAACCUCCAGCUCUGCGGCUUCAGCACUUCGACUCCAUGCCCGGCCAGCUCUCCGCCGCAACAAGCCCCUCCAUCUCCAUCCCCAGAGCGGUCUAGUCACCGAGGCCGCCACCUCAGCACCAAAGACAUAGUCCUCAUUGCGGCGGGGAUCCUCCUAGCGAUCCUGCUCCUGCUCUGCCUCGUCCUGCUCUGCUGCUUGAUCAGGAAAAGGGCGGCCUCCAAGAAGAACGGGAAGCCCGAGAAAGCCGCCGCCGGCGGGGGGAUCUCCGAGAAGGCGACUGCAUCCCGGGAGGUCGAGUCUGGCGACAUUGGCGGGAAGCUGGUCCACUUCGAUGGGCCUUUCGUGUUCACGGCCGACGACCUGCUGUGCGCUACGGCAGAGAUCAUGGGGAAGAGCGCAUACGGAACCGCCUACAAGGCGACGCUGGAGGACGGGAACGAGGUGGCGGUGAAGAGACUGAGAGAGAAGAUGACCAAGGGACAGAAGGAGUUCGAAGCCGAGGCCGGCGCUCUCGGCCGGAUUCGACACCCGAAUCUCUUGGCGCUCAGGGCCUAUUACUUGGGUCCCAAGGGAGAGAAGCUUCUCGUGUUCGAUUACAUGUCCAUGGGAAGCCUCGCUUCGUUUCUCCACGCUCGGGGACCUGAGACCACCGUUGACUGGCCGACGAGAAUGAGCAUCGCCGUCGGGGUGGCACGUGGGCUGCACCACCUCCACACCCAGGAGAACAUCGUCCACGGCAACCUCACCUCCACCAACAUCCUCCUCGACCACCACGUCGUCCCCCACAUCGCCGACUACGGCCUCUCCCGCCUCAUGACCACCUCCGCCUCCACCACCGUCGUCGCCACCGCCGGCGCAAUCGGGUACGCCGCGCCGGAGCUCGCCAAGACCAAGAAGCCCACUGCCAAGACUGACGUCUACAGCCUCGGCGUUGUCUUCCUGGAGCUCCUCACCGGGAAGUCCCCCAGCGAGGGCCCCAACGGCGAGGACCUGCCGCAGUGGGUGGCGUCGAUCGUGAAGGAGGAGUGGACGAACGAGGUGUUUGAUCUGGAGCUCAUGAGGGAGACGCCGGCCAUCGGCGACGAGCUGCUCAACACUCUGAAGCUGGCCCUCCACUGCGUCGACCCGUCCCCGCCGGCGAGGCCGGACGUGGAGCAGGUUCUGAGGCAGUUGGAGGAGAUUAAGCCGGAAGUAGCCGCCGGAGCUAAGGACGACGAAGCGAGGGCCGAAUCUCCCGAUGAAUGAGAAGAGAAAGGGUUUUUUCCAUUUAGUAAAUUAUUUGUUUUUUUUUUUUAUUUGGGGUUUAAGCAUUUUGUGUACUUAAGUGAUAUUUCAUUAUUCUUUAGUUCUUUGGGUGGGAGAAUAAUUUGGGAAGCACUAAACUUUUUUAAUUUAUCAUUUUAUUAAUUAUUGGUGUUUGUAAAUGCAAUUUCGAUAGUCGAAUGAAAUUGAGAUUAGAGUCGUU